Messenger RNA from Penaeus vannamei (Pacific white shrimp), 1112 nucleotides. Its product is annotated as MARVEL domain-containing protein sing. NCBI's taxonomy places the organism in Eukaryota, Metazoa, Arthropoda, Malacostraca, Decapoda, Penaeidae. Gene Ontology annotation, cellular component: membrane. The record is from RefSeq and is a predicted model, not a curated record.
GCAAUUCAUAAACACGGGCGACACACACCUCCCCAGUCAAACACGAGACGAGCCACACCCCAUAGAGGAACAUGUCACCACCAAAACGUGACAGUACUGCUGGGUGGGUCUCCUCGCUCCCGAAAUAAACCGGUGAGGCUGUGGCGGUGGCACUGUCUCCCACACCGCGCCUCCAGUGCCCGCGGUGCCACAGUGCCAAGGCGACGACCCCUCGAGGAAAAGCCGCUGAUCACCAAGACAGAGGGCCUCCUCCUCCCGCCGCCUCUCCCCCCAAGGGCCAUGAUGCAGGGUCCCUCCGUCGGCUGGAGCGCUGGCUCGGGAAGGCCCACCGUGAUCCAGCCGUCCGCCUACCGCUCGACAGGCAGCAGCGGCAUCGACUGCAUGUGCUGCACUUGCUGCCCUUGCAUCAACCUGGGCUUCAUCAGGACCAAGGCAGGAUGGCUCAAGGUUAUGGAGUUGGUGCUGUCAGCGAUCUGCCUGUUCUUGGUCCUUGACUACGGCAUGCCUUAUGCGACAUCUAUUGGCGAAUCUUUUCACUUCUUCCUCGUCACGAAUUCUGCCUGCAUCUUCAUGGUCAGUCUCCUUACCUUCUGCUACAUCAUACUCGGCGUUCCUCAACCUCAUCAGGUCUUCCGUGCUGGAGACCGUCUUCAACAUCUUGGCCUGCAUCUUGUACCUGCUGUCCUCCUCCCACCUGUCUUGGGCGGUCCAGACCUGGCUUUGGCCUCAAUAUAGAAUCACUCCUUACUACACGGUCUAUCCAGCUAUGACCGCAUGCUAUGUUUUGGGUCUUGUGCUCGGCGUCAUACACGGGGUAGAUGCUUGGCUCUCCUACAGGAAUCUCAAAGGAAGGCCUUGAUCUCGCACGAGGGAGCAGCUGAUAGCACUUCGACGCAACGCCAAAAUUCUAAUGUUUUUUACUUAAUACGAAAAUUGAAACGUUUUUUUUUACUGGAAACGAAAAUUGAAACUUAUUAAACUUGACAGGUAAACUGGAACGUUUUUUUACUUGACACGAAAACCAUAACGCUUUGAUUGUGUCUUUUGCGCUUUUUCAUAUUUAUUUUGAAGAAAAAAAUACCAUUUGUAUAAAUACAACUUCUCAUGAUGUU